This is a messenger RNA of Anneissia japonica, 3840 nucleotides long. Its product is annotated as MAM and LDL-receptor class A domain-containing protein 1-like. Gene Ontology annotation, biological process: nervous system development. NCBI's taxonomy places the organism in Eukaryota, Metazoa, Echinodermata, Crinoidea, Comatulida, Comatulidae. The record is from RefSeq and is a predicted model, not a curated record. The transcript has 17 exons. The coding region runs from base 1 to 3840 and encodes 1279 amino acids. Gene Ontology annotation, cellular component: membrane.
AUGUAUCUAUUAGGCAUCUGGCAGGAUCAGCUAACAUACCCUCCGACUUUGCAAGUUGCAAUACACUCAUGUGUGACUCUGACAAUUGCCAGGGACAACCUUUUAGUCGCCCCUCGUUGUGAGCCUCUGGCAGCUACUAAGGAAUGUAUCAUAGUCCCCAGAUCUAUCAUUGAGGGUCUCCUUACUGCCCUUCACAUUCGUCUUGACCACCCCACUAGUCACCAGCUCAAACUAUCUGUUCGCCGCUAUUUCUUCGCCCUUGAUUUAGACAAGUAUAUUGACCAAGUUUCCGACUCGUGUCAUCAGUGUGCUGCCUCGCGUCGCAUACCUCAUACCAUGAUUGAUCAGACCACCGGGGACCCACCGGAGGUUGUUGGAAUCGCGUUUGCAGCUGAUGUCAUAAAGCACGAAUGUCAGCUCAUACUUCUUUUGAGGGAGGUUGUAACUUCCUACACUUUGUCUUGUCUGAUUGAAAACGAGCGCCACGACACCCUACGCGAUGCACUGCUUCGUCUAUAUCCAGACAUCUUUUACCUUUUCCAAGAUUACAAUGAUAAUUUUUAUUGGAUAAGAACAUCUGGAUCAACAAACGCAUUUGGUACUGGCCCUAAGUAUGACCACACCUACGGAACAUCACAAGGUUUCUAUUUGUACAUGGAAACUUCAAAUCCGAGAAACUAUAAUGAAACUGGACGAAUUUGGAUAUUGUUAUAUAAUGCAACGAACGUCACAUGCGUUGAGUGGUUCUACCACAUGAAUGGCACCACAGGGAACAUAUUAAAUGUGUAUAUAAUCAAUGCAACAGCUGUUGUUGGUACACCUGCGUGGACAGAAAAAAACAACCAAGGAAAUAUUUGGCAACUUGGACAAAUCUCAGUCGAAAGAGACAUUUUAUACUAUUAUAUAAUGUUUGAAGGAAUUGUAGGAAGUAGUACAGGUGGUAUUGCUUUAGAUGACGUCAGGAUCACUUUUGGAGCAUGUUCGAGAGAUGCGCAAACCAAAUGUGAUUUCGAGGAUCCAUACAUCUGUUACUUUGAACAAGAUGAAUAUGAUGAUUUUGAUUGGAAAAGAACAUCUGGAUCAACACCCACAUCUGGUACUGGCCCUAAGUAUGACCACACCUAUGGAACAUCACAAGGUUCCUACAUGUACAUCGAAACUUCAUAUCCGCGAUACAACAACAAAACUGCACGUCUUCGGACAUCGUCAUAUCCCGCAACAAACGGCACAUGCGUCAUGUGGUUUUACCACAUGUACGGGGCCACAUUGAAUGUGUACCUAGUCAAUACAGACGGUACCGUUGGUGCACCCGCGUGGGCAAAUACAAACGAUCAAGGAAACGUUUGGCGACUUGGAAAACUGUCAGUUGAAACAAAGAGUGCCUUCCAGAUAGUGUUUGAAGGAAUUGUAAGAAGUGGUGAUAAAGGAGAUAUUGCUUUAGAUGACGUCAGGAUCAUCGAUGGGGCAUGUUUGAGAAACGAAACUUGCGAUGUUGACUGCUUGAACGGCGGAGUCUGUGUCUCGGAUUACGGAAACGAGAACUGUCAGUGUGUGUCUGGUUUUUUUGGACCAACUUGCAAUAUAUCAAAAAAACAAUGUGAUUUUGAAGAUCCACACAUCUGUUACUUUGAACAAGAUAAAUAUGAUGAUUUUGAUUGGAUAAGAACAUCUGGAUCAACACGCACAUCUGCUACUGGCCCUGCUUAUGACCACACCUACGGAACAUUACAAGGUUCCUACAUGUAUAUCGAAACUUCAUAUCAGCGAUACAACCAAACCGCUCGUCUUUGGACAUUGUCAUAUCCUGCAACAAAUGGCACAUGCGUCAAGUGGUUUUACCACAUGUACGGGGCCACAGUGAACACAAUGAAUGUGUACCUAGUCAACAAGGAAGGUACCGUUGGUGCACCUGCGUGGACAAAUAGGAACAAUCAAGGAAACAUUUGGCGACUUGGAAAACUGUCAGUUGAAACAAAGAGUGCCUUCCAGAUAGUGUUUGAAGGAAUUGUAGGAAGUAGUAAUACAGGAGAUAUUGCUUUAGACGACGUCAGGAUCAUCGAUGGGGCAUGUUUGAGAAACGAAACUUGCGAUAUUGACUGCUUGAACGGCGGAGUCUGUGUCUUGGAUUACGGAAUCGAGAACUGUCAGUGUAUGCCUGGUUUUGUUGGACCAACUUGCAAUAUAUCACAAUACCAAUGUGAUUUCGAAGAUCCACACAUCUGUUACUUUGAACAAGAUAAAUAUGAUGAUUUUGAUUGGAUAAGAAGAUCUGGAUCAACAUACACAUUUAGUACUGGCCCUGCUUAUGACCACACCUACGGAACAUUACAAGGUUCCUACAUGUACAUCGAAACUUCAUAUUGGCGAUACAACCAAACCGCUCGUCUUUGGACAUUGUCAUAUCCUGCAACAAAUGGCACAUGCAUCAAGUGGUUUUACCACAUGUACGGGGCCACAGUGAACACAUUGAAUGUGUACAUAAUUAAUACAGAAGGUACCGUUGGUGCACCUGCGUGGACAAAUAGAAACAAUCAAGGAAACAUUUGGCGACUUGGAAAACUGUCAGUUGAAACAAAGAGUGCCUUCCAGAUAGUGUUUGAAGGAAUUGUAGGAAGUAAUGAUAAAGGUGAUAUUGCUUUAGACGACGUCAGGGUCAUCGAUGGGGCAUGUUUGAGAAACGCACAAAACCAAUGUGAUUUCGAAGAUCCAUACAUCUGUUACUUUGAACAAGAUGAAUAUGAUGAUUUUGAUUGGAUAAGAACAUCUGGAUCAACACCCACACAUGGUACUGGCCCUGCGUAUGACCACACAUACGGAACAUUAGAAGGUUUUUACAUAUACAUAGAAGCUUCAGGUCAAAACCUCAAUGACACUGCUCGCAUUUGGACUACUUUUUAUCCAGCAACGAACGGCACAUGCAUCCAGUGGUACUACCACAUGUACGGGGAAACAGUGAAUACACUGAAUGUGUACAUAGUCAAUACAACAAGUACUGUUGGCACAAUUGCGUGGACAAAUAGAAACAACCAAGGGAACCUUUGGCGACUUGGACAAAUCUCAGUUGAAAUAAACAGUACCUUCAAGAUAAUCUUUGAAGGCAUUGUAGGAAGUAGUUUUUCUGGUGAUAUUGCUUUAGAUGACAUCAUGAUCACCGAUGGAAUAUGUUCAACAAAUGAUAAUGAGGCGCCAAUAAUCACAUUUUGCCCAUUAGAUGCAUAUCUUUUGGCAGACAAGGCAAACAAUACCGCUGUUGCAGUCUGGAAUUCUCCUGCUGCAACAGAUAACUCAGGUGUGCCUCCAUAUAUUACAACAAAUAUUCAGCAAGGGGAUUUGUUAGCAAUGGGAAACCACCUUGUAUCAGUCACUGUUAAGGACAGUUCAGGAAACAUCAACAGCUCAUGUUCUUUCAACUUAGAAGUCAUAGGUGUCGUUAACGCAUCAUCAUCUGGUGACGUUAAUGCAUCAUCAUCAGUACCUGACUACCUGAUAGCUGUGUAUAUUCUCUGUGUCUUCAUUUUCAUCAUGUCGCCGUUAUUUAUCUUCUUUUGCAGAUCACAUUUUGUUAAUAUCAGAAUGGAAGCACCAACGGAAAUGAAUGAUUAUGUAACAUCAAUAAAUGUACCAACCUAUUUGUCAACGAUUAUCAAACAAUCUAACGGUAUGGACUUGCACAGGAGUGAUAAUACCCCUCAUGAUUAUGAUGAAAUUCCAGAUGGUAAUACAAGAUAUGAAGUACCUCCGGCAACCAGCGGUAUAGGUAAUGAUGUUGCACCACAAUCUAUGGAAACACAGUUGGGGAAUAAUGUAGCGUAUGAACAUGAUUAUGAGCCAAUUAAAUAG